CGAUGGCGAUGCUGCGCAAUAUGUGAGCGGUAUGGUAACCCACAUGCCGAGGCGGUACCCAAUUCGGAAACAGCUGGCUUGGCGUGGAUUGAUCGCGCUUCAGUUUUGCGUCUCAUGCAUCCGUUGGCGUUCCCAAUCUUGCCGCGCAAAUGGCGCUCACAUUCUCUGCCAGGGCUCGUAUGCACUGGGGGCAUACGCCCCGAGUACGGAUAGCUGUAGCUGCUGGGCGACGUUUUGCCACGCUCACGGACUUGUCUUCGCAGCCUGCGCGACCCCCCGUCGACGUUGUGGUCAUUGGGGGUGGCCACGCAGGAUGCGAGGCUUCUGCAGCAUCAGCACGCACCGGUGCUCGAACGAUGCUCGUCACGCCGUCUUAUGACAAUCUUGGCGUAUGCAGCUGCAAUCCUUCUUUUGGGGGUAUUGGAAAGGGAACGAUGUUACGGGAGAUUGAUGCGCUGGACGGACUCGUGGGACGUAUCACGGACAAGGCUGGAGUGCAAUUCCGAGUGCUCAACCGGAAGAAGGGACCUGCGGUAUGGGGUCCUCGUGCGCAGAUAGACCGUGCACUAUAUAAGAAGCAUAUGCGCGAGGAGAUGUUGGCUUACCCGGGGUUACAAGUCAAGGAAGGAAAAGUCGCAGAUAUCAUCAUUGAUCGUUCUUCAGGAGCUGUGUUGGGAGGCAGGCAUGGCAAGAUAACCGGAAUACGGCUUGAGUCUGGCGAGACUGUCAUGACGGAGAACGUCGUGAUCACAACCGGAACGUUUCUUGGUGGGGAGAUCCAUGUUGGACUUGACGUCUUUCCAUCUGGGCGUAUGGGCGAAGCCGCCACCUUUGGCCUAUCGAAUUCUUUGAAAGAUGCUGGCUUCAAGCUCGGCAGACUCAAGACAGGCACGCCUCCACGGCUGGACAAGAAGACAGUAGACUUAACAAAGCUUCAAGUACAGCCUGGAGAUGACUCGCCAAUGCCAUUCUCCUACCUGAAUGAGCAUGUCACUGUAGAACAGCAGCUUGACUGCUGGAGUACGUACACCAACCCUGCGACACACAAUAUUAUCCGCGAGAAUCUCCAUAAAAGCAUACACAUCCGAGAGACUGUCAAGGGCCCAAGAUACUGCCCCUCACUGGAAAGCAAAGUGUUACGCUUUGCCGACAAGGAGCAACACCUUGUCUGGCUGGAACCGGAAGGAUUUGACAACGAUGUCAUUUACCCGAAUGGUAUUAGCAUGACUGUGCCAGCUGAUGUGCAAGAAGCCAUCAUUAGGAGUAUAGCUGGCUUAGAGGACGCUAAGAUGCUGCAGGCCGGGUACGGCGUUGAAUAUGACUACGUCGAUCCUCGAAGCCUGAAAAGUACGCUAGAGACGAAGGUUAUUAGUGGCCUUUUCUUGGCGGGUCAGAUCAAUGGGACGACUGGCUACGAAGAAGCUGCCGCUCAAGGCAUACUCGCGGGCAUCAACGCCGGCAAUGCUGCAGUUGGGCGGCCUGCUCUCACCAUAUCGAGAGCCGAUGGCUACAUUGGCAUUAUGAUCGAUGAUCUUGUGACGAAAGGCGUCAGUGAGCCGUACCGGAUGUUCACGAGCCGGAGCGAGUACCGUAUGUCUGCUCGAGCUGACAAUGCGGAUCUGCGACUCACUGCCCAGGGUAGGCAAGCUGGCGUCGUCAGCGACAAGAGGUGGUCCGCAUUCAGCGAUGAGAAGGCGCAGAUCGAUGAGCUGCGGGAACUAUUGGAGGCGAAGAAGCUCAGCUCGGCGCGCUGGAUAGAACACGGCUUGCCCGUCCGAAGUGAUACCACGCGACGAAGUGCAUACGACUUAUUGCGACAAACAGGCGUCUCAACGUCCUCCCUGCUUGAUAUCAUUCCCGAGAUCGCUCAAUACCCGGAGCGUAUCCGCGGACGCGUCGACAUCGAAGGCACUUACGCCCCGUAUAUCAUCCAGCAGGAAGCAUCCGCUGCAGCUUUUGCGCGGGACGAAAGCCUUGUGCUCCCUGCUGACCUAGACUAUCGGAGCAUUCAUGGCUUAAGUUGGGAGGAGAAAAAAGUGUUGGGAGACACUAGACCGGAGUCUGUAGGUCAGGCGCGUCGCAUCGAAGGUGUGACGCCUUCUGGCACGCUUAGACUCCUCGCUUAUGUGAAGAGCGAGUGGCGGAGGGAGCAGCGAGGGAGGUUAUUCAAGGAGACCUUUGAGUCGCAGCCGCCUGGUCAGGAGGUGCAGGCACUGGCAUGAGCUUGUGCCUGCAUGCCAUGUGCUUGUAUCAUAUUGCUUCAUGCAUAGCGGUGGAGUUCACUGGGUGAUGACUGCGUGGGUGCUAUAUAUACCCCACCUACGUAGUGACGACGAAGGCAUUCCACGUGCGAGUUGUCGGUUUCCAAGUGGGUCUUGGUA
This is a messenger RNA of Baudoinia panamericana UAMH 10762, 2381 nucleotides long. RefSeq lists its product as uncharacterized. The transcript has a single exon. NCBI's taxonomy places the organism in Eukaryota, Fungi, Ascomycota, Dothideomycetes, Mycosphaerellales, Teratosphaeriaceae. Gene Ontology annotation, molecular function: flavin adenine dinucleotide binding. Gene Ontology annotation, cellular component: cytosol. Bases 150 to 2222 code for a protein of 690 amino acids. The record is from RefSeq and is a predicted model, not a curated record. Gene Ontology annotation, biological process: tRNA methylation; tRNA wobble uridine modification.